UCACUAGAAUUUACCGACGUCCCCACUUUAGGGGAAUUUGGCCCUUGCACUAAUAAGAUUUUUGUCGCUGACCUCAUGAUCGUUGAACAGCUAAGCCUUUUCUACCACCUUUCCUGUUUUGUCUGUGCUGAAUGUGGUAUUCAAUUGAGUGAUGGACAGAAUGAAACGGCAGUAAGAAUACGUAACAGUCUAAUCUACUGCUACAUUUGCUACCACCGACUAAGCAAGAGCAUACGCCUAUCUGUUUUCCACUUCUAA
Molecule: messenger RNA, 258 nt
Organism: Mesocestoides corti
Lineage: Eukaryota; Metazoa; Platyhelminthes; Cestoda; Cyclophyllidea; Mesocestoididae
Source: the annotation of a GenBank genome assembly